Messenger RNA from Chironomus riparius, 2332 nucleotides. Lineage: Eukaryota; Metazoa; Arthropoda; Insecta; Diptera; Chironomidae. The record is from the annotation of a GenBank genome assembly.
CAGUAUCAAUGAUGUGGACGUUUUUAAGUAGAUUAUUUUUAAGGUAAAAUUGUAUUUCUCGGUUGAAACUAACUUUGUGACUUAAUUAUCCUAUUUUAAGCGUAAUAAUGAGUGUAUUUAAUAAGGUUAUAAACAAAUUAAACGACACUUUUCAACGCAGUCUUUCCAUAAACGACAGUUCUGAAGAAGAAAUGUACAACAGCAUAGAAGUGCCAAAACCAAAUUCGAUGGCAAAACGAGCUGAUAUAAUGGAAAACUUGGUUGGGGCCAUAAAUAAGAUCCAGGAUGUCUUUAAUACUCUCAAAGUUCCAAAUACAAUUGAAUUGCCGCAGAUUGUUAUGCUUGGAUCUCAGAGCACUGGCAAAAGCUCAGUUUUGGAAUCGAUUGUUCAUCGUCCAUUCUUGCCUCGCGGAUCUGGCAUUGUAACUCGCUGUCCAUUAGUCCUACAGCUUGUAGAAUGUAAAAUGAAUAACACAAAAUAUCGCAAAGAUGAAAAUGGAACCACUAAGAUUGAAGAAUGGGGAGAAUUCUCGCAUUUGGAAGGUCAAAUAUUCUCAGAUUUUGACAUAAUUCGUCAUGAAAUUGAAUUUCGUACAGAUCAACUUGCUGGGGAUAACAAAGGAAUCUGUGAUGAUCCAAUUAACUUGAAGAUCUUUUCUCCUCAUGUUGUAACUUUGACUCUUGUUGACUUGCCUGGAAUCACUAAAAUUGCUGUUGGCAAUCAGCCUCAAAACAUAGAGCAUCAAAUAAAACUUCUCAUUAUGAAAUACAUUUCGAAUCCAAACUCAAUCAUUCUAAGUGUUAGUGCUGCAAAUGCUGAUAUAGCAACAAGCGAAAGCCUUAAAUAUGCAAAAUUAGUCGAUCCAAAUGGUGAUCGUACCUUAGCAAUUCUUACAAAGGUUGAUUUAAUGGAUAAAGGAACUGAUGCAAUUGACAUGCUUACUGGUCAAGUUAUUCCUGUAAAAUUAGGAAUUAUCGGAAUUGUCAAUCGUUCACAGCAAGACAUUAAUGAUAAUAAGACAAUUGAAGAGCAGUUGAUGGACGAAAAGGCUUAUUUUGUGGAAAAUUACACAAAUAUUGCUAAUCGCAAUGGAAUUCCAUUCUUGUCAAAACGAUUGAGUGAAUUGCUUAAGCAUCACAUCUACAAAUGUCUUCCAGAAUUAAAGGUUAAAAUUGAUUGUAAGUUGGACGAAAAUAUUAAAAUUUAUGAUGUUUGUGGCGAGGAAGUUAAGAAUUAUGGAAAGAUUAUAUCCAUAAUAAUCACAGGAUUGACCCAAAAGUUUGCAGACAUAAUUGACGGCAAAAAAAUGAUGAAAAUAAAGGAUGUCAAGUCAUUAAUUGGUGGACCAGAAUUUUGUAGAAUUUUUGAUGAAUCAUUUGUCUGUGCAUUGACAGCAAUUGAACCGGAAUUGAGCAGAAUUAAAAUAAAAGAGUACAUGAAACUCAAUCGAGGCUCACGUCCUCCAAUUUUCCCACCUGAAAAUCUCUUUAAGGAUCUCGUUAAUCUGCAAAUUGAACGCCUUCGAAAUCCAUCCUUAAAAUGUGUCGAAAAUGCUUUUGAUGAAAUGGGAAAGGUUGUUGCUAAAACGAUUAAGGAACAGCAUGAAUUAAGUCGUUUUCCACGUUUGGAAGUUAAAAUUCGGUCAAUUAUGAAGAAUAUGCUUAAUGAGCAGAUGCCGAUAACUAAAAAUGCUGUUAAGGAACUGAUUAACACUGAAUUGUCGUCAAUUAAUACAAAUCAUCCAGACUUUUCCAUUCAGGAAGCUUUGGCACCUAAGGUUGAGGAAGAUGACAAUCCUAAUCAUCAACAAUAUAAGUUUUCACAAGAAAUCUUUAAAAUUGAAAAGACUGACAAAGAUGCUGAAAUAAUUCAAAAUCUAGUCAACAACUACUUCCCCAUUGUCAAGAAAACAGUUCAAGAUCAAGUUCCGAAAAUUGUCAUGUAUAAGAUUAUUAAUUACAUGAAAGACAACGUUCAGACAGAGUUGAUGACUCAAUUAAGUCAAGAAAAUUAUGCUGAAUUGUUGAUGGAAUCUGAAGGAAAUGCACAGCGUCGUGAAAAUGCAAAUACAAUGAUUCAGGCACUAGAAAUUGCGAAGGAAACUAUUGGAGAAAUCGAAAUGGGAUAUUAACUGUAUAAAUGACAAUUUUCUAUUAUUAAUUCUUAGUCUGAUGACUCUUAAAUAUUAUUAAAGACAUGUCACCAUCUUAUAAGCUAACGAAUGCUAAUUAUAAGAAAUUUGAAUGACAUAAGAUAUGAUUUACUUUGAAAGAAACUUGAUAUGUAACAUUUUUAAACAUAAACAAUAAAGCAUGCUGUAAGAAACAUGAC